UCCAGUUCAGAUUUUGCCACCAACUCGCCCACGAGCCAGGACAUGUGCUAAUAAUGCCCUAAGCCGGUUAUAAAGACGUGGAAAUUGGGGGGGAGAGAGAAAAAGGGGGAAAAGGGUCCGUCCUUCCCGGGAUUCCUAGCCGAGGCCAGCCUGCUGCCGUGGCAGGCGGCUUCGCAGAGCACAACAGCUCCAACUGGCAGCAUCAUCUCCCACCAAUUUAUCCACCUUCUGCCAAGGCUCUGAAAUGCCAACUAUGUCGAGGCCUGCACUUGAUGUCAAGGGUGGCACCUCACCUGUGAAGGAGGAUGCCAGCCCAGAGAUGAGCUCUCUGGCCUACUCUAACCUGGGGGUGAAAGAUCGCAAAGCAGUGGCCAUCCUGCACUACCCCGGGGUAACCUCAAAUGGAACCAAGGCCAGUGGGGCUCCUGCUAGUUCCUCGGGAUCUCCAUCUCCAAUAAGCUCUCCUACUGCCACCCCUCCCACUAAACCCCCACCUUUCAACCUGCACCCCGCCCCUCACCUGCUGGCCAGUAUGCAGCUGCAGAAACUUAAUAGCCAGUAUCAUGGGAUGGCCGCUGCCACUCCGGGCCAACCAGGGGAGGCAGGGCCCCUGCCAAACUGGGGCUUCGGGGCUCAGGCGGGAGGGGCAGGGUCACUCUCUCCUUCUGCUGGUGCCCAGAGCCCUGCCAUCAUCGAUUCAGACCCAGUGGAUGAGGAGGUGCUGAUGUCGCUGGUGGUGGAACUGGGACUGGACCGAGCCAAUGAGCUUCCGGAGCUGUGGCUGGGGCAGAAUGAGUUUGACUUCACGGCAGACUUUCCAUCUGGCUGCUGAUGCCAACUGUUCCUAAAGAUGGAGGAAUAAAGCCACCAAUUCUGUUGUAAAUAAAAUAAAAGUUACUUACAAAGAG
Hippopotamus amphibius kiboko is the source of this 908-nucleotide messenger RNA. RefSeq names its product Cbp/p300 interacting transactivator with Glu/Asp rich carboxy-terminal domain 1 (gene CITED1). The record is from RefSeq and is a predicted model, not a curated record. NCBI's taxonomy places the organism in Eukaryota, Metazoa, Chordata, Mammalia, Artiodactyla, Hippopotamidae. Gene Ontology annotation, cellular component: nucleus. The transcript is spliced from 4 exons. The coding region runs from base 245 to 832 and encodes 195 amino acids. Gene Ontology annotation, biological process: regulation of DNA-templated transcription; melanocyte differentiation.